Molecule: messenger RNA, 1367 nt
Organism: Dermacentor andersoni
Lineage: Eukaryota; Metazoa; Arthropoda; Arachnida; Ixodida; Ixodidae
Cellular component (GO): membrane
Molecular function (GO): ABC-type transporter activity
Source: RefSeq, a predicted model, not a curated record
AUGGCGUGAUUCGACUCUAUGCGCUUCUGGCCAAGCGCUUCUUUUGGCUGUCACGCUCUUACUUCGUCAUCGUUGCGGGCUGGUUUUUACCGGUGUUCAUAUUUUCCUUUGCCAUCUAUGUCACGUCCACCAAACUCUUCACGGCAAGAAGCCAAAUGCGCUCGAAGUCCAUCGACUUACGCUUCUCGAAGCAAUUCCCCGAAGCGAGUGUUUUCCUUCAAGCCAAUUCGAGCGACUUUACAAAGCACUUCCUUUCGCUGUUGAGGCAGCAAGGCGCCACAGUGGUCCCCAUGCAGAAUGCCUACCUCAAACUGCGCACCAUGGCUGAAGAACACUACGACCAGUACAGCACGACGAUUGCCUUCGGCGGCGUCUUCAGUGGCAGCGAGAUUGAAUUGUGGUACAGUCCGUACACCCCCGUCAGCAAAGCCGUGGGCCUCAACCUGAUCACCACGGUGCUGAACCAGGUCUACUCCGGAGACAAUUCUGGCCAUAUUGUUACUACGCUGAGCGUCUACAACAAAAGCAGGUCUCACGAGUCUUGGCCUUCAGCAGUUGUGCCAGAGCUGGCACGCAACUGGAUUUUCUGGAGCCUGCUACCGGUUGUGGCAUUCGGAUUCCUAACAGCAGCAUUCGUGCUGCAGCCAUCGUCCGAGAGGCUGAGUGGAGUGAAGGCCCUGCUCUCCCUGUCAGGCACUCCUGUACCGCUCGACCUCUUUGCCAACCUGGUGUUCGACCUGCUUUUCUACGUUGUUCCCACGGGUGCAUGCAUCGGAUUGUACGCCUGGUUCUUCCGGCCGAACAAAUUUACAGCAGAGGUCUUGGCUCUCAUCGUGGCCUGCUUCGCGCCGGCUGCCAUUCUGUGUUCGUACUUCAUCGCGGAACUGUCGAACACACUGCAGUCCGCUUAUGCCGUCGGCGUAGGACUGUUCGUCGUAGGAGCGCCAGCCGUCUGCGUGUGGUACGCCCUGCGCACCGCCUUUCUUCACCGUGGCGUCCCUCGAGCGGCCUUCUCCUGUUUCCCGUCGUUCGCCAUGACUUCGAGCGUGGUGCGCGCAGUCAACCUGCAGGUGGAAGCCGAAGCGUGCGUGGCGCUGCGCGCCACUCGCGCUGGAGCGCGCACCGCCCUGCAGUCGGCUUGCCCCAACGUCAGCUCCUUGGGCCCCGGGUUUAAGCACUGCUGUGAAAAACACUCUAGAAUACAGCGCAGCGCAGAAAAUUGCCUGGGUGGAAUGGUUCGAGAAGAUCGUUUUCUUCGAGAAGAUGUUUGAUCUCGAGCACGUGUACAUUUCGGCGACUGAAUUGACACAGUUUAUAGUCGUCGUUGCGAAAAAGAUAGAAACAUCGCACGUGACACAAGAUCUUGG